AUGCAGAAAUUUAUUGAAGCAGAUUAUUAUGAACUGGACUGGUAUUACGAAGAAUGCACAGAUGUUUUAUGUGCUGAAAGAGUGGGCCAGAUGACUAAAACAUACAAUGACAUAGAUGCUGUUACACGUCUUCUUGAAGAGAAAGAACGGGACUUAGAGUUAGCUGCUCGGAUUGGCCAGUCGCUGUUAAAGAAGAAUAAAUCACUGACAGAAAGAAAUGAGUUCCUGGAGGAGCAAGUAGAACACAUCAGGGAAGAGGUUUCUCAGUUGCGGCAUGAGCUCUCCAUGAAGGAUGAACUGCUCCAGUUCUAUACCAGUGCUGCUGAAGAAAGUGAGCCAGAGUCCAUCUGUUCCACCCCGCUGAAGAGGAAUGAAUCUUCCUCCUCUGUCCAGAACUACUUUCAUUUGGAUUCUCUUCAAAAGAAACUCAAGGACCUUGAAGAGGAGAAUGUUGUGCUUAGAUCUGAGGCCUGUCAGCUGAAGACUGAAACAAUUACUUACGAAGAGAAAGAACAACAGCUUGUCAAUGACUGUGUAAAAGAGCUAAGGGAUGCAAACAUCCAGAUUGCCAAUAUCUCCGAAGAGUUAGCAAAGAAAACCGAAGAUGCUGCCCGGCAGCAAGAAGAAAUCACCCAUCUUCUCUCUCAGAUAGUCGAUCUGCAGAAAAAGGCAAAAGCUUGUGCAGUUGAAAAUGAGGAACUUGUCCAGCACUUGGGAGCAGCUAAAGAUGCCCAGAGACAGCUCACAGCAGAGUUGAGAGAGCUGGAAGACAAGUAUGCAGAGUGCAUGGAAAUGCUUCAUGAGGCUCAGGAAGAGCUGAAAAACCUUAGAAACAAGACUAUGCCAAAUGCCAUAUCACGUCGGUACCACUCUCUCGGUCUCUUCCCCAUGGAUUCUUUGGCAGCAGAGAUAGAAGGGUCAAUGAGGAAAGAACUGCAUUUAGAUGAACCCGACUCUCCUGACUUGGCUCAUCAGAAGCGGGUCUUCGAGACAGUGAGAAAUGUUAACCAAGUUGUCAAGCAGAGGUCCAUGACUCCAUCACCAAUGAAUAUCCCAGGCUCUAACCAGUCCUCUGCUAUGAACUCAGUCAUUUCUAGCUGUGUCAGCACUCCACGUUCCAGUUUCUAUGGGGGAGACAUCUCUAACAUUAUGAUAGAUAACAAGACCAAUAGCAUCAUCUUAGAGACAGAAUCCUCUGACAAUGGAAAUGAAGACAGGAUGAAGAAGCCUGGAACUCCAGGGACCCCAGGCUCCAGUGACCUGGAGACUGCCCUUCGUAGACUGUCCCUCAGGCGGGAGAAUUACCUCUCAGAGCGCAAGUUUUUUGAAGAAGAGCAGGAAAGAAAGCUGCGGGAACUGGCAGAAAAGGGUGAACUCCAUAGUGGUUCCGUUACCCCCACAGAGAGCAUCAUGUCGCUGGGAACUCACUCCAGAUUUUCAGAAUUCACUGGAUAUUCAGGAAUGUCUAUCAGCAGUCGCUCCUACCUGCCAGAAAAGCUUCAGAUUGUGAAACCACUAGAAGGUGAUAACAAAGGGCCUCGGCCUUUAUCUGUUCUUCUUAGUGACUCUCUGUGGUCUCUUAUCCAUCACCAGAAAGCAGGAAAUCUUUGCAAUACAUACUCUUUUUACUUUAGAGACAGUAAUCCACGCUGUUGGUUUGAAAUCUUCUAACUACUACAUUUUUCCACAAGCCUUAAAAUGUUAGGAAACAAUUCCAGCCCAGGCAGUAAAAUAAAUGUUACCGACCACACAUGCAGCAGCAGUGCAGCUUUACGUCUGACCUAAAUCUCAGUGUUGCCAUUUCACACUUAGAAAAGGAAGGUGACUGGGUAUCUGAAAUCUAAGCAGCAGGAGAAUUAGUUCAUCAAAUCUCAGUUCUGCAAAUAAGUGUCUGGAAAGACCUUUACCUACUUCAAAUAGUCCAGUUGGCCUAAUAAGAAUAUGUUUUUAUUAAAAAUGACCUCUGGACUUUAAUCGGCUGUUUGAGUGACCACACAUGUGUCU
Cariama cristata (Red-legged seriema) is the source of this 2004-nucleotide messenger RNA. RefSeq names its product trafficking protein, kinesin binding 1 (gene TRAK1). Gene Ontology annotation, biological process: endosome to lysosome transport; anterograde axonal transport of mitochondrion; neurogenesis. The record is from RefSeq and is a predicted model, not a curated record. The transcript has 12 exons. NCBI's taxonomy places the organism in Eukaryota, Metazoa, Chordata, Aves, Cariamiformes, Cariamidae. Gene Ontology annotation, molecular function: GABA receptor binding. Gene Ontology annotation, cellular component: dendrite. The coding region runs from base 1 to 1671 and encodes 556 amino acids.